Clonostachys rhizophaga is the source of this 1482-nucleotide messenger RNA. Lineage: Eukaryota; Fungi; Ascomycota; Sordariomycetes; Hypocreales; Bionectriaceae. The record is from the annotation of a GenBank genome assembly.
AUGAUUGAGCUUCUCGUCCGGUACGGGUGGGAUAUCGAGGCGAGAGGUCCUUAUGGCUGGACACCUCUCGCCAUCGCAUUGCAUGACAACAACCCCAAAGUCGCCCAGUUCCUGCUCAAAAGGGGAGCCAACCCCGGACAUAAGACUGUUGUUAGAGAAAGGGGAAGAUAUCGAGGCCACGACCGCAUCUGGUCGGACCCCUCUAUUCUCUGCUGUCGCUUCCGGUUCUUUCAGAGCCCUGAGAGUAUUCUGAAGAAUGGGGCGGACGUCUCGGUCAAGAUAAAGGAAGGGAAGUCUGCACUUAUGCUUGCCGCCCGUCUUGGUCUGAGCAAUAGCGUCCGCAUAUUACUACGGCACGGGGCUGCCUUGAACGAGAAGACGACAGACGGAUGGACUGCACUUACUUUUGCAGCGAUAUAUGGACGUGCUGGCGUUCUAACCCAACUCCUUGAUCGGGGAGCCGAUAUGAACAAACCAGACCUGAGAGGUUCUACGGCCCUUCACCUGGCUUCAAAGUGUGGGCACACCGACGCCGUCAGGAUAUUACUUGAAAGAGGUGCUGAGACCUCCAUCGCAAAAACAACAACAAAGACGCCAUUGCACUUCGCCGCUUCUUUUGGCGACACAAAUAUCGUGCAGCUCCUCGUCGACUACGGCGCAAGUCCUGAUGCAAAAGACGUGUAUUCAUCAACUCCAAUUGAAUCGGCCCCGAUCCUUGGCCAUCACUAUAUCGCAAAGAUAUUACGCAGAGCAGCGGGACGGCGCAGGAGUGUUGCACACGGUAACAUCACGCCGCUGCACCAGGCGGCAGCGGCUGGCCUUUCCUCUCAGGUGAAGAGAUUGGUAGAUGAUGGGGCAGAUAUUGAAGCCCAAGAUGAAAAUGGACUUACGCCACCAGCUCACGCUGUACAGGCCAGACGUAAGUCCAUAGUGUCGUAUUUGAUCUCAGUGGGAGCCGAUAUAGAGGCCAAGUCUGCCGACGGGGAUAGCCCUCUCUUCCUAGCCUCAGCUGCCACGCCGCCGCUUAUGGUUAAAUUCUUACUGGCCAAGGGAGCGAACAUUGAAGCUUCCAACAAGGAGAAAAACACACCUUUAGGUUGGGCCGCACGUCGAGGAUACUUGCAGGUUGUCAAGAUAUUAACUAAAGCUGGGGCUGGCCUGGAGGCCACAGAUAGGGCUGGAUCCACGCCGCUGCUGAUGGCAGCGGAGUUUACUCAUAUAGAAGUACUUGGAUAUCUUCUCAAGAACGGGGCUAAUAUUGAUGCAAAGAAUAUAUUAGGCGAGACCGCGUUGCAUUUGGCCGCUAGGUUCGGCUACCUCAAACUGGCUUGGCUGUUGCUAGGACGAAGAGUAGAACCUGAUGGGCUUUUGAUUGAGCCCAACAUUCGGAUACAAAAGACUCCUUCGACUGAUAUUCCAGAGGUCUACCCAAGAAUAAUGACAAUUUGCGAUAGUGAAAGAGUAUCCAACAUCCCUAGCUAG